This is a messenger RNA of Formica exsecta, 1019 nucleotides long. RefSeq names its product mitochondrial fission 1 protein (gene Fis1). The transcript is spliced from 4 exons. Gene Ontology annotation, biological process: mitochondrial fragmentation involved in apoptotic process; mitochondrial fission; autophagy of mitochondrion. Gene Ontology annotation, molecular function: protein binding. Gene Ontology annotation, cellular component: peroxisomal membrane; mitochondrial outer membrane. The record is from RefSeq and is a predicted model, not a curated record. Bases 233 to 682 code for a protein of 149 amino acids. Lineage: Eukaryota; Metazoa; Arthropoda; Insecta; Hymenoptera; Formicidae.
AUUCGCAAAUAGCGCCAUCUACAUAAUAUGAUAUCUAGAUAGUUUACCGUCUCUCGUUCUCACAAUACGUCAAAAAUCGUUUUAUAAUAUAUUUAUAAUCAUUUAAAAACUUAAUUCUGGAUUAUAUAAAACAUAUAUAUUUGUAGAGAGUAUAGUGUGUAUAGUCUUUUUUCUCACUAUUUUCUCUCAAUGCAAUAGUGACGUGCUAUUUACGUGCUAUUCGUCAGGAAAGAUGGAAGAUGUUUUAACUGAUGUUGUUUCUUCUGAAGAUUUAAAGAAAUUUGAAACCGUGUAUCAUGAGCAGUUACGUGCGCAAUAUGUUACGCCAAAAGCACAAUUUGAAUAUUCCUGGUGCCUUGUACGAAGCAAAUAUUCUGCCGAUAUUAGAAAAGGAAUAUUAUUAUUAGAAGACCUUUAUAGUAAUCACGAUACAGAAAAACGUGAUUGCCUGUAUUAUUUAGCCAUUGGAAAUGCCAGAAUAAAGGAGUAUUCAAAAGCACUGUCAUAUGUAAGGGCAUUCCUUCAGAUUGAACCUGCAAAUGUGCAAGUACAACAGCUGGAAACAGUGAUAAAAAAGAAGAUGGAAAAAGAGGGCCUUGUGGGUAUGGCUGUCGCGGGAGGUGUUAUUAUUGGUAUUGCAAGUAUUCUGGGCCUGGGCAUUGCAAUGGCCAAAAAAAAUUAGUUAUUUGUCAGAGAAAAGUGUUUAUAAUCCAAUUAUGUGAUGUAGCUUAUUCGCACAAAGCAAUAUACAUUGUCUUGUAAUUGCUAUGUGAGACACAGACUAGUCUCGAAGAGAAAAAGACAAAUGUACUAGAUCUUUACCAAAUCCAAAGAUUAUGCAAUUUGUAACAUCAUUUUUUUAUUAACCAAAUAUCACUUUUCUAUUAACUAAAAAAGUAGAACAAAGAGAGAAAAACAGGAAAAAAAUACUUAUUAAGUCGUAUACAGUGUAAUUGCUUAUUUAAUGAUUUGUUUAAUUAUUCCAAAUAAAUAUAUUUGCGCAAUAGCGCAAAAUGUAA